AUGGGACAAUCGCAAGGGAAAAUACCGCGCAGCGGAAGUAGAAUUGUCCGCACCCGGGGAGCUGGCGGAGAUCAGCGCCAUCCGGAGGACUGGCGUUUCUGGGUAGCCUGGCUAUGCCUGGCUUCAACAGUGAUUUUGGCCAUACCUGGAGAAAUCAGGUUUUAUCAGGGUUUCAUGAUUGUGGAAUGA
This is a messenger RNA of Cladocopium goreaui, 189 nucleotides long. Lineage: Eukaryota; Dinophyceae; Suessiales; Symbiodiniaceae. The record is from the annotation of a GenBank genome assembly.